AUGAACUUCUUCUUUCCGGAUCAUCGCGCGCUUUACAUCGCUGAGUGUGCGACGCAUUCUUUACAUAAUAUCGUUACUUUGAGAGGGGUGCUGGUGAGGGAUGCGCAGGCUUGGGCAAGAUAUCUGGAUGAGUCGCUCGUCCUGCUCGGGGGUCGGUCGGAGGUGUUAUGUGCCGGGCAUAAUUGGCCGACCUGGGGCCGGAGAGAGAUUCAACGGCUGAUUGCCGAACAGAGGGAUCUAAGGGCGUGGCAUGCACAGGGAUUCUACGGAUCGGCCUGCCACAACGUCAUGGGCAUCUAUCAACGCUACAUGGGGUGGUUCGACGGCAACCCGAUCCAUCUUUGGAAGCCUCCGCCUGUAGAGAACGCAAGGCGCUGCGUCGACUGCAUGGGAGGAAUCGAUACAGUGGCGCAGAAAGCCGAGGCGUACGCUCGCGAAGGGGAUUUGCGAUUCGCUGCUACGCUCUUGGGACAUGCAGUCGCCUUGCAUCCAACCGAUAAGAAGCCUUGGUUGGCUUUGGCUUCUGUGUUGGAGCGACUGGGCUACGGUGCGGAGAGUUCGACGUGGAGAAAUUUGUAUCUCUCCGGGGCGCUGGACCUCCGCGAAGAAGUUGAGCGCCAUACUGUGUACUCCGGGGCUGGCGGGCCGGGGGCUCACCCCCUUCACUCGGUGGAGCAGUGGCUGAGUCUGCUGUCCGUCCGGCUCAAUGAGCCUCGGGCAGCAAGUGAGGCCCUUGUGAUCGACAUUCAUGUGAGAGACAUGGGCCGCUGGUGGAGAUUGAUUGUAAUUAGUGUGGUGUUGACAGCCCGCACGACCAUCGAACAAGUGGAAUCAGAGGAGAAGCCUGGGUUUAUGUUGUCCGUCACGAAGCAGCAGCUUGGGGUGAUUUUGAGCGGCCAAGCGAUUCUUGUAGGGCUGGAUUAUGAAGGAGAGAGGCGACUUUUGACCAAUUUCUUAGAGUUGAUGGCAUGA
Aspergillus saccharolyticus JOP 1030-1 is the source of this 972-nucleotide messenger RNA. RefSeq lists its product as uncharacterized. Gene Ontology annotation, biological process: dodecyl sulfate metabolic process. The record is from RefSeq and is a predicted model, not a curated record. NCBI's taxonomy places the organism in Eukaryota, Fungi, Ascomycota, Eurotiomycetes, Eurotiales, Aspergillaceae. The coding region runs from base 1 to 972 and encodes 323 amino acids. Gene Ontology annotation, molecular function: protein dimerization activity; linear primary-alkylsulfatase activity. The transcript is spliced from 2 exons.